UCUAGCUGGUGUUACUCUACUCUCCUUCUCACCCUCUUCCUACUUCAUCACUUCAAUCAAUUCCUAUAAAUACCUCAAUUCUUCAUCUUCUUUUUCUCACUCAUCUUCUUUCAUUUCAAUAUUCAUCAUUUUUCAUAUACACUACCAAACAUGCUUAUUUUCUACUUUCUUUCUAUUCUCUUCAUUCUUGUUUUCAUACUCAAAUCACUCUUCAAAUCCUUCUCUUUUUCUUCUAAUGGAAAAAAACUAUUGCCUCUCCCUCCUGGCUCUAUGGGUUAUCCUUACAUAGGUGAAACCUUCCAAAUGUAUUCUCAAGACCCUAACCUUUUCUUUGCCAACAAAAUCAAAAGGUAUGGUGCUAUGUUCAAGUCUCAUAUUUUGGGUUGUCCUUGUGUGAUGAUUUCAAGUCCAGAAGCAGCAAAAUUUGUGUUAAACAAAGCUCAACUUUUCAAGCCAACAUUUCCAGCUAGCAAAGAAAGGAUGUUAGGGAAACAAGCAAUUUUCUUUCACCAAGGAAAUUACCAUACUAACCUUAGAAGACUUGUUCUUCGUACCUUCAUGCCUGAGGCCAUCAAAAGCAUUGUUCCCAACAUUGAAUCCAUUGCUCAAUCUUGUCUCAAAUCAUGGGAGGGAAACUUAAUCACCACUUACAUUGAAAUGAAAACAUUCACCUUCAAUGUUGCACUUCUAUCAAUUUUCGGAAAAGACGAAAUUCUAUACAGAGAAGAUCUAAAAAGAUGCUACUACACACUUGAAAAAGGGUACAAUUCAAUGCCAAUAAACCUUCCAGGAACACUAUUUCACAAAGCGAUGAAAGCAAGAAAAGAACUAGCUCAGAUCUUGGAACAAAUAAUCUUAACAAGGAGGUGCAAAAAGCAAGAUUACAAUGAUUUGUUAGGUUCUUUCAUGGAUGAAAAAGCAGGACUCAGUGAUGAACAAAUAUCAGAUAACAUCAUUGGUGUCAUUUUUGCAGCUCGUGACACAACUGCUAGUGUACUUACAUGGAUUGUUAAGUACCUUGGUGAAAAUCCUACUGUCCUUGAAUCUGUCACUGAAGAACAAAUGUCUAUAUUAAAAGGGAAACAAGAAAGUGGUGAAGAAAUUGGUCUAAAUUGGGAGGACACAAAAAAUAUGCCAAUAACUUCGAGGGUCAUACAAGAGACAUUAAGAGUAGCAUCAAUUUUGUCUUUUACAUUUAGAGAAGCAACGGAAGAUGUUGAAUAUCAAGGGUAUCUUAUACCAAAAGGAUGGAAAGUUUUGCCACUUUUCAGAAACAUACAUCACAGUCCAGAAAAUUUCAAAGAGCCUGAAAAAUUUGAUCCUUCAAGAUUUGAGGUUGCUCCAAAACCUAAUACUUUCAUGCCAUUUGGGAAUGGGGUCCAUGCAUGUCCUGGCAAUGAAUUAGCAAAGUUAGAGAUUUUGGUUCUUGUACAUCAUCUAACCACAAAGUACAGGUGGUCAGUGGUUGGUGAAAAAAAUGGAAUUCAAUAUGGUCCUUUUGCUCUUCCACAAAAUGGCUUACCAAUCAAAUUAUAUUCAAAGAAAUAAUAAAGAAUGAACCAAACAAAAAGGUGGGGGCUAGUCAAAUAUAGCAUGGAAGCAACUUUCUAAAUUUGGAAUGGUUUCAAAAGAAUGUGAUUUUGAUUAAACUUUGACAACAAAAAGUGGUGAAGAGAAGAUAGCAUAUAACAAAUGCAUAAACAAAAGGAAGAUUAAAUUUUAGUUCAUAGAAAUUUUGCACUAACAAGAAGUCAAGUGUACAUAGGUUAUAUAGGAAGAGUAAAGAGUUUUAAUAGGCUAAUUUUUUUCUUAAUUUUAUUUUUUUGGUUUAUAGUUUUUUAUUCUCCCAAUUUAUUUUUAUUUUGAAAUAUUUUGAGGAAAAGUCCUCAAGAGAUUGAAUUAAAUGUAAUCAAGUAACUUAGUUUUGUAUCCAUAUGAAUGUUGCAACAUUAAUGAGAACAUUUCAAUUCUUUA
This is a messenger RNA of Lathyrus oleraceus (garden pea), 1974 nucleotides long. RefSeq names its product abscisic acid 8'-hydroxylase CYP707A2. Gene Ontology annotation, molecular function: (+)-abscisic acid 8'-hydroxylase activity; iron ion binding; heme binding. Bases 151 to 1548 code for a protein of 465 amino acids. The transcript is spliced from 7 exons. Lineage: Eukaryota; Viridiplantae; Streptophyta; Magnoliopsida; Fabales; Fabaceae. The record is from RefSeq and is a predicted model, not a curated record. Gene Ontology annotation, biological process: sterol metabolic process; abscisic acid metabolic process.